Molecule: messenger RNA, 2377 nt
Organism: Poecilia latipinna (sailfin molly)
Lineage: Eukaryota; Metazoa; Chordata; Actinopteri; Cyprinodontiformes; Poeciliidae
Product: carboxypeptidase Q
Exons: 11
Coding region: 120-1580 (486 amino acids)
Biological process (GO): peptide catabolic process; proteolysis
Molecular function (GO): metallodipeptidase activity
Source: RefSeq, a predicted model, not a curated record
GCAUGCACCACAAAAUAAUACGGAAAUAGAGAUUACACUUCUGCAUCUCUACAUUGUAUGCGGUGAGGACGUUUAACUCCUUAUAAGAUCUUGAAGCGUCAAAGAUAACAAUCUCAAGGAUGACAUUAGAGGUGAAAGUGGCCUUUCUUCCUCCUCUUUUUAUGUUUGUCUUGUCACUUGGUUCUGAAAGCCAUACUCUCUCUGAGCGCUUCAGAAGUCCUGCCAUCAGGGUUGUAUCUAAUGAAACCACAAAGAAAGCUCCAGAUGUAGCAGCAGAGGUGGGAAGAUAUGAAGAUGUGGCCAAGCGCAUCAUUGAGCUAGCUGUAUUUGGUGCGGCCCAGAACCGCUCCUACAGACGGCUGGCUGACUUUACUGACACCAUAGGGAACCGGGUCAGUGGGUCACAGAACCUGGAAAUGGCUAUUAAAUACAUGUACAAUGCCAUGAAACAGGAUGGACUGGAUGUUCAUCUGGAACCAGUAAAAAUCCCUCACUGGGUAAGAGGAAAGGAAAGUGCAGAGAUGAUUAAGCCCAGGACCAAGAGCCUGGCCAUGCUGGGCCUGGGCAGCAGUGUCGGAACGCCUCCAGAAGGUGUUGAGGCUGAGGUGUUGGUGGUUCAGUCUUUUGAGGAACUGAAGCGUAGAGCCAGCGAGGCCACAGGGAGGAUUGUGGUUUUUAACCAGCCUUUUACUAACUACCCGGAGACGGUUGCUUAUCGCGGUUUCGGUGCUUCAGAGGCAGCUAAAGUGGGAGCUGUGGCCACACUCAUUCGCUCUGUCACCCCUUUCUCUAUAAACAGUCCUCACACAGGUUGGCAGAUCUACGAAGAGGGAGUGAAGCGAAUCCCCACAGCCUGCAUCACAGUGGAAGAUGCUGAGCUAAUGUGGCGUUUGGCCCAAAACAAACAGAAGAUUGUGGUCAGACUCAUAAUGGGAGCCCAGACUCUGCCAGAUGCUGACUCUUUUAACACAGUGGCCGAAAUAAGAGGCUGGCAGCACCCGGAGCAGGUUGUCCUAUUGAGCGGUCAUCUGGACAGCUGGGAUGUGGGCCAGGGCGCCAUGGAUGAUGGAGGUGGAGCCAUGAUAUCCUGGGAGGCUCUGUCCCUCAUCAAGGACCUGGGUUUGCGCCCAAGAAGAACUUUGCGAGCGGUUCUGUGGACAGGUGAGGAGCAGGGUGGUGUCGGUGGACAGCAGUACUUCAAUCUACACAAGGAGAACAUCUCCAACUUUGACCUUGUUAUGGAGUCUGACUUGGGGACGUUCACCCCGAUGGGUCUGCAGUUUUUAGGCAGUGAUGCGGCACGAAAGGUGAUGGAAGAAGUGAUCAAACUUUUGGCUCCCAUUAAUGUGACCAAACUGGAGACCGACGCUGAGGGAACAGAUAUCUUUCUGUGGAUGCAAGCAGGAGUCCCAGGGGCCAGCCUUCAUGUGGCAGACAGUCGUUACUUUUGGUUCCACCACAGCGAGGGCGACACCAUGACAGUCCAGGACCCUCACGACAUGGACCUCUGCUCGGCGUUGUGGGCCGUGGUUGCGUACGUCGUGGCUGACCUGGAGGACAUGCUGCCCAGAAGGCCGUAAUGUCAGAUUUAUCACAACCUGAAUCGGGUUGCACUUUUGCUGAAUGAGUUUUUGUCCUCAAAACGACACAAGUGUUUGGAUGAAUGAGAGAACAUAACAUCUGAUGCACAAGGGUAGCAUGUAAAGUUAAAUUAAGCCCAAUAUACUUGAAAAGAUUUUCAGAAUUGGAUUUUUACUGGCAAUAUUCUUGACUGGCAAAUGUUCAGUGCAACACCUAGUUUGUACUGGGUGCAAACAGGUCCAUUAGCCUGUCUCUAAUGGACAAUGAGGACAAGCAGGUUUAAUUAAUGGAUGGAGGCAUAGCCAUUCUUUUUUUUUCCUAUUAAUGUAAUAUUGUAAUAAAAUUAGGCCACAAAAUACAGCAUAAUGCAGAUUGCUAAGAGAUAUUGAUGUAGAACUGAGCUUUCUAUCCCAGCCAACACUGCACAGUUUCUAGCUGCGGCAUAAAACUUACAGCUUUAUGUCAUUUUUGACAAGGUGCUCGAUAAAUAUUUUCCCUGCACCAAAGACAAAAGCUACAUAGACAUCUGCUUUUUUUGUUUUCUGGUCCAAGAGAUGCGUCUGCUGCACCAGAACGGUCCACAGGUUCACGUUGAGCUGGUCUUGUCCUGAACAGCUUCCUCCUCAUAUUCCAGUCCAAGUCGAAGUCUCUUGGAUCGUCUUUUUACCAGAGUUGGUUGUAGGAGCAGCCGUGGUGACUUUAAGGGGUCUGUGCAGAUAAUAUGAUGUUGACUAUUAAACAUCACCUGUGAGCCUGUUUAAAAAACAUAAAAAUAAAAAUGUUGAAGUAACGGAAA